Nylanderia fulva is the source of this 583-nucleotide messenger RNA. RefSeq names its product fatty acid binding protein 1-B.1-like. Gene Ontology annotation, molecular function: lipid binding. Lineage: Eukaryota; Metazoa; Arthropoda; Insecta; Hymenoptera; Formicidae. The record is from RefSeq and is a predicted model, not a curated record.
CCUCUCACGCGCCGAGUGUCUCCCUUUGACGGCCAAUUUUCCGCCAUCUCUCUGAUUUGUGCGCGCGCGAAACGUUAGAUAAAAUCCUUAUAACCUAUCAUGGCGCACAUUGUGGGCAAGUACCAGUACGAGUCGAGCGAGAACACCGAGGAAUUCGUCAAGACCAUCGGCAAGUCCGAACUCACGGACUCGUUCAUACAGUCCAGCCCGAUCGUGGAGAUCCAGCAGAACGGAGAUCAAUGGGUGGUCUCGAUCACCAAUCAGAACAAGACCGUCUCCAGCACCUUCAAGCUCGGGGACGUCUACGACGAGCGAUUUCCAUCUCAGAGCGUCCCUUUUAAGAGCGUGACUACGAAAGAGGGCAACGGCUUCAAAACGGAGACCUCCUUAUCCCCAGAACUCAAAUUAACCAGAGUCUACGAAUUCACAGACACAGGAAUGGUCGCGCACGUAUCCACCAAUAGAAGCGAUGUUAAAGCCAAACGUAUAUAUAAAAGACUGUAAAACCACUUUCUAAUUUAAAUAGUAUGUAAUACUUAAUACAUCGGAUUGUUCUAUUAAAGAAAUCAAAGGAUAAUGAAAA